Molecule: messenger RNA, 1113 nt
Organism: Nematolebias whitei (Rio pearlfish)
Lineage: Eukaryota; Metazoa; Chordata; Actinopteri; Cyprinodontiformes; Rivulidae
Gene: ccr6a
Product: chemokine (C-C motif) receptor 6a
Exons: 1
Coding region: 1-1113 (370 amino acids)
Biological process (GO): chemotaxis; immune response; G protein-coupled receptor signaling pathway
Cellular component (GO): membrane
Molecular function (GO): chemokine receptor activity
Source: RefSeq, a predicted model, not a curated record
AUGGACCCUGAUUUUAAUUUCACUGACUAUGACCCUGAUGGACUGGUAUCGCCUUGUACUUUUAGUAACAACAACAGUGUGAAUCAUGUGAUUGGCCCUUACAUUCACUCCAUCAUCUGCAUCCUGGGGUUUGUGGGAAAUAGCUUGGUAAUUAUCACCUAUGCACUCUACAAGAGGACCAAAUCCAUGACUGAUGUCUACCUGCUCAACGUUGCCAUCGCUGACCUGCUGUUUGUCCUCGCUCUGCCUUUCAUUGUCUACAAUGAGCUAUACUCGUGGCCGAUGGGACAGGUGGCCUGUAAGCUUCUGCGAGGCUCUUACAGCGUAAACAUGUACAGUGGCAUGUUAAUGCUCGCCUGCAUCAGCACCGACCGCUACAUCGCCAUCGUCCAAGCUCGCCGCAGCGUCAGGUUGCGGUCAUUGUCAUACAGCCACCUCAUCUGCACCUCCAUUUGGGUUUUCGCCAUAGUGCUGUCCAUUCCCACCUUCAUCUUCUAUGACUGGUACCAGCCGUCACACAGUGAGGUCUUCAAGGUCGACCUAGAAGAAGUGAAGUCAGAACCUCCUGAGUACGUCUGUGAGAUGAGAUUUGGGAACAGUGACACAGCCAAGAAAAUUAAAGUGGCCCUCCCCAGCCUUCAGCUGGCUGUCGGCUUCUUCCUGCCGCUGAGCAUCAUGAUGUUCUGCUACACUGCAGUCAUUGUCACUCUGAUGAAAGCCCAAACCUUCCAAAGACACAAAGCUGUUAAGGUGGUGCUGGUUGUGGUGCUGGUGUUCAUUGCCUGCCAUCUUCCUUACAACCUCUUUCUGCUGUACGACACUGUCACCUUGUUCCACUAUAACAGCUGUGGUGUAGUGGACGCUGUGCAGACAUCGCUGACAGUGAUGCAGACCCUUGCCUACCUGCACUGCUGCUUGAACCCGGUGCUGUACGCCUUUGUUGGGGUGAAGUUCAGGAACCACUUCUGGAGGAUCUUUGGGGACCUGUGGUGCGUGAGCAAGAAGUACAUCACACCACGCCGCUUCUCCAGGGUGACCUCUGACACCUACAUGUCCACAUUCCGCCGCUCAGUGGACGCCUCCAGUGAUAACGGCACGUCUUUCACCAUGUGA